This is a messenger RNA of Symbiodinium pilosum, 825 nucleotides long. The record is from the annotation of a GenBank genome assembly. Lineage: Eukaryota; Dinophyceae; Suessiales; Symbiodiniaceae.
AUGGUGCGCAAGGAGCCGCGAGCAACCAAGGAGAAGCUGACCUCAGGAUCCAUGCGCCUCGAAGCCUUCAAACAGACCAGGCUCUGCAAAUUCCACGUGGCUGGAAAUUGUGUCCGUGGAACUUCAUGCAAUUUUGCCCACAGCAUUGACCAGAUUCGUGAUCAGCCGGACUUUUCCAAGACACGCCUGUGCGCAGAUUAUUUGCAGUCACAGUGGUGCCGGGAUGGGCAGUACUGCAAAUUCGCGCAUGGAGAGCAUGAACUGCGUCCACAUCCAUCGGUCAAACACAAGGACCAGAAGUCCAAAACCCAACCUGAGGAGAAACCCUUGGCAUGGUAUGCAGAUGACGUCAAUGAGGGGUGCGAGGGAUGGUACUUCAUUCCUGAUGGCAUGGAUGCGAUGAUGUAUCCGUGGUAUCCUGGCUACCCCCUCAUGGAUUACCCCCUCGUUCAUGAUGAGUAUGGAUGGGAUACGACAAGCCAGCAAAGCACGGACUGGGCUGAGUGGAACACCACCUCCAGCAACAAUAGCACUAUUUGCAUGGAGAGCCCCAUCGAGAGCCCGAUCGAGAGCCCGGUCCAAAGUCCCGAGGUGGUAGUGCCUUCUCUUCCUGAUGAGCCUCUCCUACUGGAUGCCUUUUGUACAACAACCCAGUUCCAAGAUGAGUCGCCGCAGCUCAAAGUCAAGAACACAUUCUUGCACAUUGACAUUGAAGACGACGACUGUGACCUGGAGGAGACGCCACCGGCUUCCGCUUCGCUGCGACGCUCCCCGAGUGCCCCCGGUCGCCUGAUGGCGCUGUUCUUGGGGGAAGAGGAUGACUGA